AUGUAGUAAUUGUAAUAAAGUGUAAGAACAUUAGGAGAUUAUUAAAUUGCCACAAUUUAUAUAUAUUUGGGAGAAGGUGCUUUUGGAAAGGUUUACAAAGGGAUUAAGUUGACAACAAAUUAAGAAGUAGCUAUAAAAAAAAUAGAUAGUUCAAUGAUUAAUUAAGAUCAAUAUUUAGUUAAGUAUUUAUGUAGAAUGAAAUAUUUUAGACUUUGAGAUUCAAAUAAUGAAAUACCUUAAUUGGUAAAUUUAUAGAUAAAUUUAAUACAGAUCAUUCAAUUUAUAUAGAGUUAAAGAUUAUUUUAAAGAUAGAGAGAUCUGAGAAAUAUAAUUAAGGGGAGAUACAUUCCAGAAUCAGAAGUUAAUUAGAUAUUCUGUUAUAAAUAUUAUAUUAUGAUUGAGAUUUGAAGGAAAUAAGAAAGAGAGAAGUGAAUUUGAAGAAUUAGUAAAGGCAAAUAUCAUACAUAGAGAUUUUGAAAUCAGCAAAU
Messenger RNA from Paramecium sonneborni, 488 nucleotides. The record is from the annotation of a GenBank genome assembly. NCBI's taxonomy places the organism in Eukaryota, Ciliophora, Oligohymenophorea, Peniculida, Parameciidae.